UCAUUCUUACCAGAAUUAGCUACAGGAUACAAAACACAGCACUGCUAUCUACUAUAUGCACUCAAAUUACCAAUACCUAUAUCAACUCGUAAAACACAAAGCAAGCCUUGCUACAUCAAUCCUGAACUUAACAAUAUUCCACAAUGCAAUAUAUGCCCUAAAAACAGUAGAGGAUAUCCAAAAUCAGCAACACAUCUCCCUUAUCUUGUACCAACUCAGUUACCUAGA
Molecule: messenger RNA, 228 nt
Organism: Racocetra persica
Lineage: Eukaryota; Fungi; Glomeromycota; Glomeromycetes; Diversisporales; Gigasporaceae
Source: the annotation of a GenBank genome assembly